AUGUCUAAACGUUUUAUCGAUCAAGAAAUUUAUGAAGAAGUAAAACAAGAAAACAAAUUAAAACAAAAAAACAAAUGUCUUAAAGAACAAAUUGAUAAUUUGGAACGAAAAAUUGUUAAUAAUAAUAUUGACUUUGAAGAAAAAACUAAAUCAAUUGAAGAAACUUCUGUAAAAAUUAUCGAUGAAUUACAAGAAGAAAUGUUAAAAACUUUCAAAACCAACGAGGAGUUGAUUAAUCAACUCUCUUUUUAUUCUUUAUUUUUUGGUCAAAGUUUUCAAAUUGCUCAAGAAUUAUACAAACAAGAGAAAAUUAAUAGAUUAUCUCGAGAAGUAUAUAAUUUAGUUAAUAAUUUUAAUGAAGAAACAUAUAACUAUAAUAUGUUAUCUUUAGAAGAUAACGAAACUUUGAAUUUAUUAACAAAAAACAUUUAUGAAGUUUCUAAUUUAGUUGAACCAAUUAUUGAACAAGAAUCUGACAUCGAAAAUUAU
Messenger RNA from Dentiscutata erythropus, 489 nucleotides. Lineage: Eukaryota; Fungi; Glomeromycota; Glomeromycetes; Diversisporales; Gigasporaceae. The record is from the annotation of a GenBank genome assembly.